Xiphias gladius (swordfish) is the source of this 2205-nucleotide messenger RNA. It is a transcript of the gene gprin3b, whose product is annotated as GPRIN family member 3b. Lineage: Eukaryota; Metazoa; Chordata; Actinopteri; Istiophoriformes; Xiphiidae. The record is from RefSeq and is a predicted model, not a curated record. The transcript has a single exon. Gene Ontology annotation, biological process: neuron projection development. The coding region runs from base 1 to 2205 and encodes 734 amino acids. Gene Ontology annotation, cellular component: plasma membrane.
AUGGGAACUAACCCAAAAAGGACAGUGACAGUCCAGAUGGUGCCUCAGCUGGCUGUGGCGGACACACUGGGCAAUAAGGAGCCUAAUGCCAACUGGACUAAAGAGUCCAACCUCAAACUCUCUCAGGUUUGUCCAAAACCCACCCUCACAUCUCCUGACCGCAAACAGGAUAACUUAUCUCUGACUGCUGCUCCCACUAGCACCGCCACACAUACCCAAAAAACAGCUUCCAAGGGCGGCGAACCAGUUAGCAGCACUGUGUCAGACAAACCAGUUCCAGCCAAUGGAAAACAGGCAAAAUCUGAGCAUGUGACGGGGGGAGACCAACAGAUGCCAGACCUGUCUCUAACGGGCCAAGGUGUGGGUGAGGCAGGAGGCGACCGGAGGGAUUCUAACGCUAAUAUGCAAAUGUUAAGCCUGGGUGAUGAAAAGGAUAUCUGUAAAGGCGCUUUAAAACGCGCACCGACCACCAUGCAGACCAGUGACUGCAGAAUAGAAGGGCCAAGUGCAGCAGAGCAGGAGUGUGCAAAGGCGACAUCCUCAGCCAAAGCCACAGCGCAAGAGGACAGUAAUAAACAGGUUUCUCCAAAUAAUAAAAAUAUUGACAAGGCCUGUGAAUUAAGGCAUACUGCAUCUGCACCCCAACAGGAUAACGAAGGGAGUAUAUCAGCUUCCAAAAACAAGGACACUGCUAAUGCGCAGAAAUCUAAAGAGCCUGAUCAUAUACAGAGUUACUCAGAAAGCCCUGUCAGUCUGCAAGAGACUCCCAAACCUAAAAAAAGCAUGGAAACGACAGCUGCACUUAGCUCUACUGCACCUCCAUGUAAGAGCAAAGAAGCAGAGGCCGGGUUUACAAAUAAGAAUUCAAGUUCAACACUUCCAGGGGAGGGUAUGCAACCAGCAAAGAAACCACAAGUCUCCUCAAAUAAAAAUCAGCCAGCGUCUUCACAGAAGGACUCCGCCACUCUGCCCCAGGCUAUACAAAACAUGCCGGCAUAUGGGCAGGUGGCUGAGGAAGCCAGCCAGACUGACACAGCUGCCUUUGAAGGGCACCAGCAGCAGCACUGCAAACUCUACAGGGAGGCUUCGACUAUGACCUCAUCCCUGUCAUCCACCCCAGUCAAGCAGUGUCAUGAUGUGGAGGUUCAGGCGGUGGCUAACACAUGCAGUAAGGCUGUGGCCACAAGCCCCAGCUUGCUGCCCUUCGCUGUGACUCGCGGGACGAGCGGUGGUGCAGUCCCCAGGGAGGAGGCGCAGAGCCUGGCUGUAGUCUGUCAGGUGGACGGGGGUGUGGGUCUCCGUCAGAUGAACAUGACCUCUCUAUCUGCCUCUACUGAUCCGAAGUCAGAGAGACUGACAGUUGAGGCGGUGAUGUGCCAGAGCCAAAGCGCAGGCGUGGUUUUUAACUCUUUGUCCCAGCAGCAAGAUGCCAGGCUAGGGGCUAAGCCUAAAGAACCGGGGCCAGCUUUAUGCAACAUCCAGCCAGUUUAUCAAAUCAACAUUGAACACAGCAACCACAAGGAGCAAGGAAAGACAGGUAACUCCCAAUAUAAAACUGAAGCUCAGACAUCUGCAGCAAAAGCAACCCCUGCUGAAGCUCCUUCUUUCAAAUCAGGAACACCCCCAGGGACAGCUGGUGCUUCCAAGACUGGAUCUGCUGACAGUAACAAUGCUGCACUGUCUCAGGGUGCUGUUACAUCCAAGCCCGACCAGGCCCUGCCAACAACAACAGCAGCAAACAUCAAAUCCAAGUCAGAUCCGACUAAAAACAAAACUGAGAGAUCAAAAGAAAAGAGUAAAGAAGCUGGGAGUAAAGCCCUGACGAAGGAGACAAGUUCUGGCAAACAGAAGCCAGAACCGGAGAGAAGCAAAGAAGAGGACGACCAGUCAGGGAAGCAGAAAGGAAAGAGCGUCCACGAUGUCGUCUGGGAUGAACAAGGGAUGACCUGGGAGGUUUAUGGGGCUUCUGUGGACCCAGAAUCCCUGGGUUUUGCCAUUCAGAGCCACUUGCAGUGCAAAAUCAAGGAGCAAGAGAGGAAACUGAUGGUCCAGACCUCGUUCCGAAAGUCAGUCUCUGGUGUCGACUCACCGCGGCAAGGCAGGAAGAACAAAAGGAGGCAGCAGAACAUUUUCAGGUCAAUGCUGCAAAAUGUCAGACGGCCCAACUGCUGCGUGCGUCCCCCUCCCUCCUCCGUCCUCGAGUAG